AAGAAGCAAUUUGUGGAUCGAGUAAUUAAUUAAAUGGCGAUUGGUGUUCCGAUAUGCGUGCAGUGUGGGACCGGGAGCAACCCAUGCAGGUGCAAGGUGGUGGGGCCGACGCUGGGUUUCUUGGCAUUUGCGGCGGCGGCGCUGGUGGAGUGGCCGGUCGGAGCUCUCGUCUACUGCUUCCGACACAUGAAGGGCCGCCGUAUCAUGGCCCAUCCCGCCACCGUUGUUUACCCCGCCGUUUCCAAUUCUAUUCCUAUUUAAUCUAACUGCUGAGUUACUUUAUUUAAUCACUCGUACUUUCCGUUUUGUUUUUUUUGAUUUCAAUGUGAAGACAAUGUAACGGCGUUAGUCACUUCCGUUUGUGUUUUUGUACUCAUGUAGCAAUAAAAUGACGUAAUGUAUGUUCUCUUAUAAACAUGUGUUUUUGUGAGGUAUUUUGGAAAUAUUAGUUGUUUGUCUUAU
Molecule: messenger RNA, 462 nt
Organism: Erythranthe guttata (spotted monkey flower)
Lineage: Eukaryota; Viridiplantae; Streptophyta; Magnoliopsida; Lamiales; Phrymaceae
Product: cold-regulated protein
Source: RefSeq, a predicted model, not a curated record